AUGAAGGAAUCACAGUUAAAUGAAGUCAGUAGUGCAGCGGCCGGUCCGGCGGUGCAUCAAAACAUCAACAACAUACAACAGCAUUUACAUCAAUUACAUUUACAUCAAAAUCACACAGGAGUUAUUUUAUCGAACGAUCAACCCCAAGAAACCACCACCACCACUAAUACUAACCAAAACGAAGCGGAUACUAAACCUACAAGCAGCGAUAAAAAAUCCGGUAUACGUCGACAAGAAAAACCGCCCUAUUCCUAUAUAGCUUUAAUAGUAAUGGCGAUACAAAAUUCACCGACGAAACGAUUAACCCUUAGUGAAAUUUAUACGUUCCUACAACAAAGAUUUCCUUUUUUCAGAGGUUCGUAUCAAGGUUGGAAAAAUUCCGUGCGACAUAACCUCUCGUUAAACGAAUGUUUUAUCAAAUUACCAAAAGGAUUAGGUCGUCCCGGUAAAGGACAUUAUUGGACAAUCGAUCCAGCUAGUGAAUUUAUGUUCGAAGAAGGUUCCUUCCGACGGCGACCUAGAGGUUUCCGAAGGAAAUGUCAAGCUAUGAAACCCCAAUAUCAUCCAGGUACGUUUUUCACUAAUAACAUGGCCAAUAUGGUGAAUCAAACUGCCACUUACGAUCAUCAAGCUCUUAUCACUCAAGAUUAUAGUACUUGUUCUUAUAAUGGUGCGUCGCAAGUAUCCGCGUCUCAUUAUGGAAGUUACGAAUAUUCAUCGGUGUAUCAACAACAAUGUGAUAGGGAAUGGGGAGGCGCUACCGGGAUUCUACCUUCUUAUUCCGAUAGUACUAUUUCGAGUUCUUACAUGAAAGCUCCUUUGAGUCCUAUGAACGAAGGACAAGAAGCGCCAUCGCCUGUAAUGAACGAAAAUUAUUAUCCUGCUUAUGGAAGUAUAACCUCCACUUCGGAAACCAUGAUGAGGCCUCCCAGUAAUUCAAUACAGGCGCCUCAAUGUGAUAGGAAGCCGUAUUUAAGUCCACCGCCUCCGUCAAUUCCAACGUCGCUUCCUUCACCGCCUGCAGCUAACACCCCACAUACUUACUACGAACCCACGGUAAAAUAUAACAUGUAGGUAUAAUGAACUGAAUGUUUUUUGAAAAAAAGAAAAUUUUCGUUUAUUCUUGUAUUGAAUAGAUCUAUUUUCUAAUUAUAUCUUACAUUUUCUGUGUUAUUUAUCUUGUCAAUAUAUUCGUCAAGUUUUUCUUUUUAUUAAUCGCAGUUGUUUCGUUGUUAUCGUCGUCAAAUUAUAGUAUUUAGAGACUGAAGAUAAAUAGGUAACAAACAGUCUCUGAAGACGAUAACUUGGUUAUAGAAACGCGUAUCAAAACAGUGUAUUCAGUACUUAAG
Molecule: messenger RNA, 1349 nt
Organism: Diorhabda sublineata
Lineage: Eukaryota; Metazoa; Arthropoda; Insecta; Coleoptera; Chrysomelidae
Product: forkhead box protein F-like
Exons: 2
Coding region: 1-1074 (357 amino acids)
Biological process (GO): regulation of transcription by RNA polymerase II; animal organ morphogenesis
Cellular component (GO): nucleus
Molecular function (GO): DNA-binding transcription factor activity, RNA polymerase II-specific; RNA polymerase II cis-regulatory region sequence-specific DNA binding
Source: RefSeq, a predicted model, not a curated record